AUGACACCCUCCCUCCACCCUCUCAUCGACAACGGCAUCACCAAAGGCACCCCCACCUUCCGCGGCGGCAAUCUGUACUGCAAAUGCCUGAAGGACAGAGUAGCUAUCACACUGGACAGCAACGUCGCACAUAAUCACGCCUGCGGAUGUUCGAAAUGCUGGAAGCCCGCUGGGGCACUAUUCUCCGUGGUUGGGGUGGUUCCGCGAGACGCACUCCGAGUGACAGCCAACGGGAACAAGCUCUCGAUCGUCGAUAAGGAGGCCGUGAUCCAGCGGAAUGCGUGCAGACAAUGUGGGGUGCAUAUGUUCGGACGCAUCGAAACGGAGCAUCCGUUCAAAGGGCUAGAUUUCGUCCACGUGGAAUUGUCGGAUGUGUCAGGUUGGCAAGAGCCACAGUUUGCGGGGUUCGUGUCGUCAAUUAUUGAGCAGGGGUUUGAACCGACGGGGAUGGAUGAGGUGAGGUCGAAGUUCAAAGCGAUGGGAUUGGAGACGUAUGAUGCGUUAUCGCCGGCGUUGAUGGAUGUGAUUGCGACGUAUAUGGGGAAGAAGGCGGGGAGGUUACCUGCUCAUUUGUAG
This is a messenger RNA of Aspergillus tanneri, 576 nucleotides long. RefSeq lists its product as uncharacterized. Gene Ontology annotation, biological process: formaldehyde catabolic process. Lineage: Eukaryota; Fungi; Ascomycota; Eurotiomycetes; Eurotiales; Aspergillaceae. Gene Ontology annotation, molecular function: S-(hydroxymethyl)glutathione synthase activity; zinc ion binding. The transcript has a single exon. Bases 1 to 576 code for a protein of 191 amino acids. The record is from RefSeq and is a predicted model, not a curated record.